Phragmites australis (common reed) is the source of this 1107-nucleotide messenger RNA. RefSeq lists its product as uncharacterized. NCBI's taxonomy places the organism in Eukaryota, Viridiplantae, Streptophyta, Magnoliopsida, Poales, Poaceae. The transcript is spliced from 2 exons. The record is from RefSeq and is a predicted model, not a curated record. Bases 1 to 1107 code for a protein of 368 amino acids.
AUGAGUCGUCGGCAACAUAGCGCGGAGCUUGGGGCGGUUCAGUGCCGGGACGUCGCCGUAUCCAGCGGAAUCGGCUGGAGGGGCAUCAAAGAAAGUCUCAAGAUUGUGGAGGCAGUUGCGGACCAUGACCCGUGGUUCCAACAGAGGAGGAACGCGGCAGGGGAGCUCGGACUGUCGGCGUUGCAAAAAGUCACUGCAGCGUUUCGUAUGCUAUCAUACGAUGCUCCUGCGGAUUCUCUGGAUGAGUGCCUCCGGUUAGAGGAGGCCACCAUCAUUGAGAGCAUGAGGCGGUUUGUUCGGGCCGUCGUCGGGGUGUUUGGCAAUGAGUACCUCCGUUCUCCGAACGAGGAGGACACCGCUCGCUUGAUUGCUAUAAACGAGCAAAGAGGAUUCCCGGGGAUGCUGGGAAGCAUCGACUAUAUGCAUUGGAGGUGGAAGAACUGUCCGACAGCGUGGUCGGGUUCUUUCACCGGCCACGUCAACUCUCCUACGAUCAUUCUAGAGGUGGUGGCGUCGCAAGACCUGUGGAUUUGGCAUGCCUUCUUUGGCAUGCCAGGGUCGCUGAACGAUAUCAACGUUCUGCACCGCUCACAUCUCCUCGACAACCUUGCCGCUGGUGUGGCGCCGCAGGUACAAUACUCCAUCAAUGGACACCAGUACAACAUGGGGUACUACCUUGCAGAUGGUAUCUAUCCGGAAUGGGCCACCUUCGUGAAGCCCAUAUCUUGUCCGCUUGGGAGGAAGCGGCAACACUUCGUCGUUCAGCAGGCGGCGGUACGGAAGGAUGUGAAACACGCCUUCGGGGUCCUACAGUCUCGAUUUCCUAUAGUCUUGGGGGCUACAAGGAUAUGGGAUCAGGAAACCCUUCAUAACAUCAUGAUCGUCUGCAUUAUCAUGCACAACAUGAUAAUCGAAAAUGAGAGACCUGAUGAUGAAGUUGAACACGUCUACGAAGGUACUGGUAACCAUGUGGAGCCGUUGCACACCUCGACCCCCUCAAUUGAAGCAUUUACACACAGGUAUGGGAUAAUAACUAGCAGGCAGGGUCAUCACCAGCUUCGUGAAGAUCUUGUGGAGCAUCUCUGGCAGCUCCACGGAGGAGAGUAG